GUUGCAAAAUAAAAGCACUGCGGGCUAAAACAAAUACAUAUAUUAAAACUCCUGUUCGAAAUGAAGAGCCCGUAUUUGUAGUAACUGGUCGUAAGGAGGAUGUUGCUAAAGCUAAACGCGAAAUUUUGUCAGCUGCUGAACAUUUUACAUUAAUACGUGCAACACGGCGUACAAAUGAUGGCAUUAAUGGAUGUUCGACGAGUUUAACAGGUGGCGGAAAUACCAUUAGCAGUGGGCAUAUGCUAUCAUUAAAUAAGAACUCAUUGUCGUCCACUACGCCAUUACCGGGUCAAAUAACAAUUCAAGUACGAGUACCAUAUAGAGUUGUGGGCUUGGUUGUAGGACCGAAAGGUAAUACUAUUAAGCAUAUUCAGCACGAGACUCAAACUUAUAUUGUCACGCCAUCUCGAGACAAAGAGCCAAUAUUUGAAGUAACCGGCAUGCCGGACAAUGUUCAAAUGGCUAGAAAACAAAUUGAGGCACAUAUUGCUACGCGUACUGGCAAUUCUUUGGCUGUACCGGCAGCACCUCCUCCUCCACCACCACCUCCUGCACCAGCUGGUGGAAUUAAUUGCAUUAAUGAAAAUUUACCUUCUAAUCAAAAUUCAACUUUUCACUCUUUGAAUUCUUUAAACCAAAUGCUGAACGAUGAUUUGCAAUCAGAAAUUCUAUCCUCAAUUUAUAAAAAUGGAAUAGGUUCAGCAUUGGAAUAUAGUCAAAUCGGUGGUAACAUUUUGAACUCGACCAAUAAAUUAAAUGCUUCAACUCCAUUUAACGGAUUCGUCAACAAUGAGAUUAAUCCAAGCAUUAUUUCCGUAAGCGAUAUACAGCGACGUGUAACGAUGAAUUCAGGCAACAGCAAUAAUAGUAAUAUGCCAUUGAACUGCAAUGAUUUCAUUAAUAAUAUAAUGGAAACAAAUGCCACACAAUUUGUUAAUGAGCAAAAUACAAAUUUUACACAAAUAACAAAUAAUAAUUCAAGUGCUAUAAGAAAUUUGAAAUCGGUAAUAAAUACCGUUAGUCUCUUAGAAAAUUCAAACAACAGUACCGGCGGAAUCUUACAUCAACAAAAUAACUUGGCUACAAACGCAUUACUUACCCGUUCCUGCUCUUCAGCAUCUUCAACAGCAUCGUCUACAAAGAGCUUCAAUAAUAAUGGCAACAACAACAAUGUCCAAUUUUGGAAAUCUUUAAAUGGUGGUUCAACAUUAGCAGCAGCAACUAAUGGAACAUCUGGCAGUACUGGUAAUAAUGAUAACAUCGAUAUCGAUGAAGGCAUCGGUGAGUCACCUUUAUAUAGUUGGGGCUUACCCAACACUUUAGCGGCGCUAACCAAUUCAUAUUGUUCUCCAACAUCAACGUCUAUAAGUCCUACAGACUCACUUUUUGGUGAACAUGUUAACAAAACAGCAAUACUUCAGCAACAGCAGCAGCUUAAAAUAUCUUCGAAAACUAAAUUAUUAGAAAAGCUCAAACGUAAAAAUUGUUGGAUGUGCCAUGAAAAAGAUAUUGUUGCUGCUUUGAUACCUUGCGGUCAUACAAUAUUUUGUUCCCUGUGUGCAAAUCGUUUAUGUCAACAAAAUGACGCAAGCUGUCCAGUAUGUUCCACACAAAUAUACCAAGCUAUAAGAGUUCACUAAGUAUAACUACACUAUAAGGUAUUUCCAAAUAUUUAUAAAGAAAUUUAUUUUUUUAUUAGAUACGAAACCAAAACAUUUAAACACAAUACUCGUAAUGUAAAAAGCAGUGAUCUUCAUAACAAUUUUCAAUUUUAUUUAUUUUGUUAUCCACAAGACAUUUACUUGAGAAGAGUGCAUACAUAUUACUCAUGUUAACUCAAACUUAGUGGAUGUCCCUUAAAAUGUUCAUACUUUGUAAAAUGUAUGCAUACAUUGUUAUUUUUUUAUUUAGAAAUUUUACAACAUUGAGUGAUAAGUCGAAAUUUUAAUGUAUAUCAAAAUUUUUUUAUAUUUUAAUGUUGUUAUUUUUUUAAUAAUUAUACAUUUAUUUAUUCUGUGAAUUAGUUUUCUGCACAUCUAAUAGCGGAUAUAUUAUUGUUUUGAUAUACAUAUUUUAACUAUAUUAAUUAGUUCUUCAUUUUACUUAUUGCACUGUGCAACAAGAAAAUCUUUCCUGAAUAAGACCAAGGGGAAAUGAAAGUAGACCAUCAGUAGACCAAAAUCGCCAAAGGGUUUAAAAAAGUUAGCUCGCGUUUUUUAUUUAUAGGCCUUUAAGGUUUUCAAUUUUGUGAAAAAUUUUCCCAUAUACAUACAUAUUUGAUUUGAUUCAUCAAAAAGGAAAAUUACAAAUUUUAAAAUUUUUACGGAAGUAAGAUCCAUUUUUUUACUAAAAUUAGAUUUUCUAGAGAUCCUCUCGUGGUCUCAUUCUGAUUUUUUUAUAUGUUGUUGCUGAUGCUAUAAACCAAUUUUAGUAAAGGAAUAAUGAAAAUGGGAGAUACCGUUUUUAAGAUGUCCUUGAUUCAAGAAUAAUUUUUGAUAUCAUUAUCCUUAUUUUAAGACCAUAAUAUUUUAAAUAAAAUAUUAUCGGACUACAACACAUAGGCAAUAAUCAUAGUAUAAAAUGAUCAAAAUCGGAUAAAUAUGUAAUAUAUGAACAUAUAAAUAUGAACAUAUAAACGGUUUAAAAUUCACGUUUUUGCUUUCUUUAAAGUUUUUACCAGUAAAGGGUUCAUUUACUUUUUAAUAAUUUUGAGAGUAAUUUCGUAAAUUUAAAUUUUACUAUCUCAUUGCAAGUAUUUACUGGGAAAUUUUAUCUUAGUUUGAACAUAGCUUAAUUCUGAAUUAUGUAGUUCAAACUUGUUUUACAUUUUUCUGAAUGUGACCCGUUGCCACAUACAUACUAACUUCAUUGCGAACGAAAGCUAAACUAAUUUUUGGUCCAUUAGAGGAGAAAGUUAAAGUAAUUGAAAUAAUAAACAGGAAAUUGAAUAUAUUAAAAGAAUACUACAUAGUGUUGGACAAAACGUAUGCACGAAAUUUUACUUGUUUAAAAAAAAUGUAGUAAAAUAAAAAUAAAAAGAUUAUUUCCUAAUUCAAAUUUCUAAGAAGAAUAAAGUAAAAACAAUGAAAAUAAUGUUCACUAACUUUUACAUCUUAGAAAAACUCAGUAAAAUUUUAAAAAUUGUUAAA
This is a messenger RNA of Lucilia sericata (common green bottle fly), 3149 nucleotides long. Its product is annotated as RNA-binding protein MEX3B-like. The record is from RefSeq and is a predicted model, not a curated record. The annotation marks the transcript as partial. The transcript has a single exon. Gene Ontology annotation, molecular function: RNA binding. Lineage: Eukaryota; Metazoa; Arthropoda; Insecta; Diptera; Calliphoridae.